GAGGGAACACACUGUGUUAAUAGGUAAGGUUUGUCCUUGCUAACAACUGUAUUCUGAAUGCAUUUUCUUCAACGACCUACAGAGGGUUAAAAAAUCAGACAUGAGGUACUGCCUACAGAUUAUUGCUGUGAUCACUGCCGUAUUCCUGCCUCUGUUCUCCAAAGCUGGCUCUGAAACUCCAGCCUCGUGCUCUGUGGCACAAGGGCUUCCAGGUUUAAAUGGAAGAGAUGGUAGAGAUGGUGCCAAUGGACCUAAAGGUGAUGCAGGCUCACAGGGAUUACCUGGAGAUCCGGGAACCCCAGGUUUACGAGGCAACACUGGGCCUCCUGGAAAAGUAGGGCCUAAAGGAAACCAAGGAGACAAGGGAGAAAAGGGAUUUCCAGCAAUGCCUGGACUCAAAGGAAAUGCAGGCCCACAAGGAGUUCCUGGACCAAAAGGAGAGAAGGGAUAUUCAGAUUCUAUAAUAGAAACCCUACGUGCCAAGGUGAAUAGUAUGGAGGCCGAACUAAGAAAUCUGAAACUUAAUUUGGCCAUACAGAAAAAAGCCUUGGUAUUUUCAAAAGGAGCAAGUGCUGGUGAAAAAUUGUAUGCCACCAGAGGUGAAGAGGCCACAUAUGAGGAUGCUAUGUCAACAUGCUCCAAGGCUGGGGGACAACUGCCAUCACCAAGGAAUGAUGCAGAAAACAAAGCUGUAUUUAGUUUAUCUUUGCUGUACAAUAAAGCACUAGUCCUUGGUAUUCAUGAUAAACAAAAGGAAGGCACUUUUACAUACUCAAACAAUGAUAAAAUUGGAUUUUCUAACUGGAAGCCUGGUGAACCCAACGAUCACAAUGGAAUGGAAGACUGUGUGCAAAUGCUUAUAGAUGGAACAUGGAAUGAUAUCAGAUGUGAGCUAAAGCACUUAACUGUUUGCGAGUUUGCCUAGCACUGAAAAUUUUCGUGAUAGCAGCAAUCUAAAAUAUUUUGAUAAAUGUUUGUUAUUGGGCAUGUUCAUUAUGCUAUCAGUAUUUAUGGUAGCUGUAAAACUUUUUUACAUUUAU
Xenopus laevis (African clawed frog) is the source of this 1040-nucleotide messenger RNA. RefSeq names its product pulmonary surfactant-associated protein D-like. Bases 101 to 925 code for a protein of 274 amino acids. The transcript has 6 exons. The record is from RefSeq and is a predicted model, not a curated record. NCBI's taxonomy places the organism in Eukaryota, Metazoa, Chordata, Amphibia, Anura, Pipidae.